CUUUUUAUUUGCUUUAGCUUAACGUUACUGACAUUAGCUAGCCGGCUGGGUUAACAUUAGCGCUAUGUAAAAUAAGAAAAAAAAAAAAAAAGCUGUUUUGGCAACAGCUUUAGUUUAUUUACCAUCGGAUAGUGAGACCACCACAGUUUGCAGAUAUGCUCACUACUGUGCGGUGUGUGUUGUCCAAGCUGUUAAGUCCAUUGUGGAGCACUGUGCAAGUAGAUGAAGACGUCAUGUGGUCCUGUGCUGCAGACAGGGAGAAGAUUCGCCACCUGCGGGGCAGUGUGGUAACCCAGCUGUGCCUCGACUAUGGGAUGAUAGAUGAUACUGUCUACUUCACCAGUGCAGAGGUGUUGGGUGGGUUGCCGCUCCGAGUAGGGGACACAGUCAACUGCACAGCUAUACAAGGUGGUGAUCAAGGAGGCUGGAAGGCACUUAGGGUAGAGAAGAGCAUGAAUGCUUGGGAGGAUGGAGGAACCACCUCUCUUGAAGAAUACCGUAUGCAGCUGCGCCCUCUCAUUGGCACAGUCACAUCAUUUGAUGGAGAGAGCGGCCUCAUCAACCAAACCACUUCCUUUACACUCCACAGUCUUUGGGAAGGUUAUGUGCCAAUGAAGGGAGACUGGGUCCAAGCCAAAUAUUUUGUCACUCCCACCCAGUGGACAACCCAGGCUCAUUCUGUGGCCCCCUUGCGAUAUUGCCGCUUUGACAAGGUGCGUGUGUCUAGUGUGUAUGGUCAAAAUGGAGUGGUGGAGGACAGUGUGUUCUUCAGCCUGGACUCUCUGCUGUUGCCUGCUAACUACCAUCCUUCACCAGGGGAUUUGGUCAAUGUGGUAAUGGUGGAGAGCAGCCAGUCCUUUUACUGCUGGAGAGCCCUCUGCAUGGCACCCUGUCUACAGAGUGCGAAUGUUGCUGCAGCCCCACUCCCAGAGACUGAGAUCCAGAGCCUCCUGGAGGACAAAGGGGGGCUAGUUGUCUCAGAUUAUGGUCAUUUUGGGUCUUUGCUGUUAAAGGAGAGACGAAAGCUGGUGUUCUGGAUACAGAAUAACGGUUCAGAAACCCACAGGCUGAAGUGCUGUGAGUUUGCCGGCUGGGACUCAGAAGAACAGUUCACCCUGGGUGUAGCCAAAGAGCAUACUACACUGAGACAAGAAGAACAGAGUGACUCAAUGUCAGAGUGUGCUUUUGGGCCUUCAGAAGAAAACAUUCAUGAUGCAAAAGAAGUAGACACAGAAAAUGGUGAGGCUCAGCAGGAGACUAAACAUUUCCCUGCUGUAAGGACAGAACAAAGAGAGGCAGAUAUUGCACCAGGGGACAAGCUGUCUGUUGUAGUGGGCUGCCAAGCAAAGAACCUGGGGAGCUGUGCUGAGCUGCUAUUGCUGCACUUUUCCUCUUUCACCAUUGGGAGGCGCUUGGAGGUCACAGUGGGCAGUAAAGAGGAGAGCCUGCUGCAGCCACCUACACCCUACACGCCCUACACCGCCCAGGAUACUCACACGGGCCCCACAACACCUGCCCAUGUGAUCACUGUCUCAGCUCCAGCUGCCACUCCUAGGCUCACUAAGCGGCGGCUGCCAAACUUCCUGGGUAACUACCCAGUACCACAGGCUCUGAGAGACUGUGUGGAGGCUCGAGGUGAUGUGCUGGUGGUUGAGCCCUGCUUGGGAGAGGUCCUGUCACCAACCAACAUGCGUUCACGUUUCUCUUCCCUACUGUGGCUUGAGGAGCUGCAAGCAGAAAAAGAACUGAGGGAGUUCACCAUCACAGGUGCUCCACUCAGCAAAGGAUCCUCCUGCCUGUACUUAGAAGUCCAUGGCCUGACUGAGGGCAGACCCAGCCUCAAUAUAGGUGACAGAAUUACACUGAAGAAGCCACAGAGUGGUGGAGUGGUAAUGGAGUACAUUGGCUAUGUCACAGAGAUCCACGAUGAGCAAGUGAGUCUGAGAGUCAACUCAGAGUUUCAGCAGAGUUACCUUGGAGAGCCUCUUGAUGUUGAAUUCACUUACAACAGGUUGACCAUGAGGAGAUGUCACUAUGCACUUGACCAGGCAAAGCAGUUUGGGGAGAUUCUGUUCCCCACUAAACUGACUCUCCAGGCCCCCCAGUGGAGAGGAGAGUGGGUAGAAGAGCCAGACCAAGACAAAAUGGAAGACAACGAGGUGCCAGCCAUGGAAAAUGGGGAGAAAGUGUCAAGCAUUUCCAUCGACAUGAAGUCCAAGGCCACACAGACUAAAGACGGCAAACUACCAUCCAAACCCAUUCCCUGUGAAGGGCACUUCUUCAACCCCGACCUUAACCCACCUCAGAGGGAGGCAGUGAAGAGGAUCCUGUCAGGAGAGUGCCGGCCCCUUCCCUAUGUGCUCUUUGGACCACCAGGCACUGGCAAGACAGUCACCCUUAUAGAGGCCAUACUGCAGGUGUACCACUUUCUUCCCAGUAGCCGAGUACUGGUGUGCACUCCCUCCAACAGUGCUGCUGAUCUCAUCUGCAUUCGUCUACAUGACAGUGGUUUCCUCCAUGCUGCCAGUCUGGCCCGCGUCAAUGCCUCCUGCAGGCAAGAAGAGUUCAUUCCUGAAGUGCUGAAACAGUACUCGAGGGCAGGAGAAGACAUCCGACAUGCCUCCUUCCACAGGAUUGUGGUCAGCACCUGUUCCAGUGCCGGCAUGUUCUAUAAUAUAUCACUGCAAGUGGGCCAUUUCACUCACGUGUUCCUGGAUGAAGCAGGCCAGGCCACAGAGCCUGAGGCCCUGAUCCCCCUGAGCCUCGUGUCCGAGAGAGAUGGACAGAUAGUUUUGGCUGGAGAUCCCUGUCAGCUGGGGCCAGUGGUGAAGUCCAAGCUGGCCUCUGCCUUUGGCCUGGGGCUGUCAUUAUUGGAGAGGCUGAUGGCUGGCCCUCUUUACUCCAGGAAGGAGUGGGGAUAUAACCCUAAACUGGUAACAAAACUGAUGUACAACUACCGCUCCCAUGAGGCCUUGCUCAGGCUGCCCUCCAAGCUCUUCUAUCAAGGGGAGUUAUGUGUUAGAGCCCCAAAGGCUGUAGUGGACUCCCUCUGCAGCUGGAAACACCUUCCCAAAAAGGGCUUCCCACUGCUCUUCCAUGGAGUCAGGGGCACAGAAAUGAGAGAGGGUAACAACCCAUCAUGGUUCAAUUCUGGGGAGGCUGUGCAGGUCAUGCUGUACUGCUGUCAGCUGGCCAAGAAGCUCUACAACCCUGUGGAUGCCUCUGACAUUGGCAUUAUUGCCCCUUACAGGAAGCAAUCAGAGAAAAUCCGUGUCCUGCUGGGCAGGGUGGGCCUGUCGGACAUCAAGGUGGGCUCUGUGGAGGAGUUCCAGGGACAAGAGUUCCUGGUCAUCAUCUUAUCCACGGUGCGGUCUAACGAAAUGUUGCAGAGUGACGAUAUGCAGAGUGUGCUUGGCUUCCUGUCCAAUCCCAAACGCUUCAAUGUGGCUAUCACUCGGCCCAAAGCCCUGCUGAUAAUCGUUGGAAACCCCCACGUUCUCAUUAAGGAUCCAUGCUUCAGGAAUCUUCUACAGUACUGUUUUGACAAUGGGGCGUUCAUGGGCUGCGAUCCCCCAGUUUCCCUGAGAGCUGCCUCACAUGUAGGCUCAAACAUCGUAGAGUCUGCAUUAUAGAGAGCCAUGACCACCGUUAUUGUCAUGAUAGGCUAUAAAACAAAUAUUUUCUCCUACUUGGAAGUACCAGAUAGGUAGGGUUCCUACAGCUGCCAGUACAAUGAAUGCUAGAGCAUACUUUUAUCUGGCUGGCAAUUUAUGCCCCAUUUACACUGACCUAAAACCUCAUGACCGUCCAGGACUUGAGCUAGGGCUGACCUGGCCUUUUAGUACCUUUUUUAAGGCUGAUACUCCAAGCAUCUAAAAAAAUAAUAUUAAGAAUAUUUGCCACAACAAUGUUUGACUCAAGUUUGGUCAUUGACUCCAGCUCUUUCAAAACUGCAUCUGAACAAAAGAAUUGCCCUACCUCAGUUGUCUUGUGUUCUAUGCUAUGUCCUACUGUUCACAUUUCCAUGACUUGGCUUUCUGUUGACUGUUCCUACAUUGAGCCGCAACUGUCUAAUCAGUGUUAACUGAAGUAAUAUACAAAGAGAACUUUCUAGUUUCUGUAUGUGCUAAAUGCCGUUCCACUGGGUAGAAGAAAUAAAUAACGCUCAUGCACACUG
Messenger RNA from Myripristis murdjan (pinecone soldierfish), 4177 nucleotides. RefSeq names its product Mov10 like RNA helicase 1 (gene mov10l1). The record is from RefSeq and is a predicted model, not a curated record. The transcript has 26 exons. Lineage: Eukaryota; Metazoa; Chordata; Actinopteri; Holocentriformes; Holocentridae. Gene Ontology annotation, molecular function: helicase activity. The coding region runs from base 156 to 3632 and encodes 1158 amino acids.